Messenger RNA from Anoplopoma fimbria (sablefish), 1476 nucleotides. RefSeq names its product fascin actin-bundling protein 2a, retinal (gene fscn2a). The record is from RefSeq and is a predicted model, not a curated record. Gene Ontology annotation, cellular component: actin cytoskeleton; cytoplasm. Lineage: Eukaryota; Metazoa; Chordata; Actinopteri; Perciformes; Anoplopomatidae. Bases 1 to 1476 code for a protein of 491 amino acids. Gene Ontology annotation, biological process: actin filament bundle assembly; establishment or maintenance of cell polarity; cell migration. The transcript is spliced from 5 exons. Gene Ontology annotation, molecular function: protein-macromolecule adaptor activity; actin filament binding.
AUGCCCACCAACGGAAUAAAUCGGGCUCUGAAACUGCAGUUUGGUCUAAUCAACUAUGAGAGCCGCUACCUGACGGCUGAGGCUUUCGGCUUCAAGGUGAACGCCUCAGGCGUCAGCAUGAAGAAGAAGCAGAUCUGGACCUUAGAGCAGGACGAGCAAGACGGCCAAGUCGUGUUCCUCCGCAGCCACCUAGGACGCUAUCUCGCCUCUGACAAAGAUGGAAAGAUCACAUGUGGGGCAGAGAAGCCUGACCCGGACAGCCGUUUCCUUAUCGUGCCUCAGUCUGAUGGUCGCUGGGCACUGCAAUCAGAGCCUUACCUGCGUUACUUUGGAGGCUCGGCUGACUACCUGUCCUGCUUUGCCCAAGUCAUCGGGGAACAAGAGCUCUGGUCCGUCCAUUUGGCUUUACACCCGCAGGCCAGUCUGCUCAGUGUGGCACGUAAGCGCUAUGCCCAUCUAUCUGCGUCAGAUGGAGAGAUCUCAGUGGAUAGCAACAUUCCCUGGGGAGUGGACUCUCUAGUCACCUUGGUAUACCUUGAUGGCAAGUACAGCCUGAAGACCUGCGACAGCCGUUUCCUUAGCAAUUGUGGCAAACUGGUGAAGGAGAACACCAAUACUACUAGCUUCACACUGGAGCUGAAAUCUGGCAAGCUGGCCUUUAAGGACUGUGAUGGAAAAUAUCUGACCCCAGUGGGUCCCACAGGGACGCUAAAAUCUGGCCGAUGCUCCAAGCCUGGAAAGGAUGAGCUGUUUGAUCUCGAGGAGAGUCAUCCACAAGUAGUUUUUCAAGCCGCCAAUAAAAGAUUUGUCUCGGUCAAGCAAGGAGUGAGUAUUUCAGCCAAUCAGGACGUGGAGACAGACAUGGAGACCUUCCAGAUGGAGAUUGAUAAGGAGAGCAAAAGGUCUAUGUUCAGGACCAAUGGUGGAUCCUACUGGACUCUAGUGACUCACGGAGAGAUCCAAUCCACUGCCACAGAAGUCGAGGUCAACACGAUGUUUGACAUUGAGUGGCGAGGGCAGAGGGUGGCACUUAAAGCAAGUAAUGGAAAGUAUGUUUGUACAAAGAAGAAUGGCCAGCUCUCAGCAGUCAGCGAUACAGUGGGUGAUGAUGAAUUAUUCCUGAUGAAACUCAUCAACCGCCCCAUGCUGAUCCUUCGUGGAGAGAAUGGCUUUGUGUGUCACCACAAGAACUCCAACACUCUGAACGCAAAUCGAUCUGUCUAUGACAUUUUCUCAUUGAUCUUCAAUGAUGGCGCCUACAAUAUUAAAAGUGUGAAUGGAAAGUUCUGGUACGUCUCAAGCAGUGGCCUAGUGUGCACAGAUGGAGAAAAGCCGGAGGACUUUUUCCUUGAGUUCCUUGAGCAUGGACGCGUCGCCAUCAAAAGCUCUGAUGGCAAGUACCUUCGUGGAGACCAGGGAGGUACGCUUAUGGGUGACGGUCCAACUGUUGAUGUAUCUUCUCUGUGGGAGUAUUGA